UCCAGCUCAUUCCUUAGAAAGGCUGUGUAUGAAAGAUCAGAGAAGAGGCCAGUAGAUCUGGGUUUUGUCCAGGGGUCUCUGGGUUUAAGCACUGUCUACAAGCACUUGAGCUCAUUUUGCCUGUGACUUGGCUGGGUACAACUUCUUUCUCUGCCCAAGCUGGUAAAAAUCUAAAACUUUACUCUUCAGAAUUCUUUCAGUAGCGCAACAUAUACAACCUAUCCUUUAGCAAAAAUGGAAGCUAUCAAGAAAAAGAUGCAGAUGUUGAAGUUGGACAAGGAGAAUGCCAUUGACAGAGCAGAGCAGGCUGAAACGGAUAAGAAGGCAGCUGAGGACAAAUGCAAACAGGUAGAGGAUGAGCUGGUAGCUCUGCAGAAAAAGUUGAAAGGAACCGAAGAUGAGCUGGAUAAGUACUCGGAGGCUCUCAAAGAUGCCCAGGAAAAACUAGAGCAGGCUGAAAAGAAGGCCACUGAUGCUGAAGGUGAGGUGGCAGCUCUGAACAGACGUAUCCAGCUAGUGGAAGAGGAGUUGGAUCGUGCCCAAGAACGGCUGGCCACAGCCUUGCAGAAACUGGAGGAAGCUGAGAAGGCAGCGGAUGAGAGUGAGAGAGGAAUGAAGGUUAUUGAGAACAGAGCAAUGAAAGAUGAAGAGAAAAUGGAAAUUCAGGAAAUGCAACUGAAGGAGGCUAAGCAUAUUGCUGAAGAAGCUGACCGCAAAUAUGAAGAGGUUGCCCGUAAACUGGUUAUUUUGGAAGGUGAACUGGAAAGAGCUGAAGAGCGUGCAGAGGUGUCUGAAGUUAAAUGUAGUGACCUUGAAGAGGAGUUAAAGAACGUCACUAACAACCUGAAGUCCUUGGAAGCUCAGUCUGAAAAGUACUCGGAAAAAGAAGAUAAAUAUGAAGAAGAAAUCAAGAUUCUCUCUGACAAGCUGAAAGAAGCUGAAACUCGUGCUGAAUUUGCGGAGAGAACAGUUGCCAAACUGGAAAAGUCUAUUGAUGACCUGGAAGAAAAACUUGCUCAAGCGAAAGAAGAGAACUUGGGGUUGCAUCAGACACUGGACCAGACGCUAAACGAACUGAACUGUAUAUGAGAUGGCGAAGAACCCCAGCGACCAACAGGAACUGAAGACUCCGUCUGCAUUUACCGUAUCGUCCCUCUCUCUCUCUCGCUCUGUCUCCUGGAAAAAACCGAUUAAGUUAUGACCAGUACAGACGCGCGUAAGGCUCUGGCGUGACUCGAAGGCCGUCGCGCACCUCUUGACGCCAGCAGCGCCGGCCCCAGGCCCCUCCAGGGCACCCUCCUCCCGCUGCGCGCAGGAGAGCGCGAGCCACGCCCGGGGCGGCGGGAGCCGCCCUCAUUUUUCAUUUCUGCGGGUUAUCGAUAGCGCGGCUGUAGCUUUUCCUAACGGUUGAUUAGUCGUUUUUAUAUAAACCCCGGUAGCAGCUGUACCCCAGCAGUAGUGUCGCCCUCCGCCGGCAGCCUGUUAGCGACGUUUCAUAUUAAACAAUUUCUCACGGUA
Messenger RNA from Harpia harpyja (harpy eagle), 1518 nucleotides. It is a transcript of the gene TPM4, whose product is annotated as tropomyosin 4. Gene Ontology annotation, molecular function: actin filament binding. The transcript is spliced from 9 exons. Gene Ontology annotation, cellular component: actin filament. The coding region runs from base 235 to 1089 and encodes 284 amino acids. NCBI's taxonomy places the organism in Eukaryota, Metazoa, Chordata, Aves, Accipitriformes, Accipitridae. Gene Ontology annotation, biological process: actin filament organization; muscle contraction. The record is from RefSeq and is a predicted model, not a curated record.